AUGAUGACUGCCUUGCGCCGUCCUGGUUACGAAAGACCAACAAUAUACCAGGUUUCCCACCAACGAACUGUUUAUCUCUUUGGACAGCCUAUUGCGCACUCGGUCUCUCCUGUCUUUCACAAUGCCAUCUUUCGCAACCUAGGCCUACCAUGGCGCUAUAUACGACUUGACUCAAAGGACCCGGAUGAUUUGGCCUGGCUUAUGCAUCGUGAAGAUUUCAUUGGAGCUGCAGUCACAAUGCCCAAUAAAAUACGAGCAAUGGAACAAGUCGACAUUCUGACGCCGGAUGCGCGCAAGAUUGGAUGCAUCAACACAAUCUACGUGCGUCCAUCCGGCCCGGAGAGCGAACAGACACGGACGUACAUCGGCACAAACACAGAUUGGAUCGGAAUUCAACGGGCGCUGCUCAACGCAGACCCCGACUUUCGAAGUCGUUUCUCCAAUGAAGCAGCACUGGUUAUUGGCGGUGGCGCUACCUGCAGAUCGGCCAUCUAUGCCCUCACGGAAGGUCUAGGGUUCAAAGUCGUGUAUUUGGUCAAUCGCGAUCCCGCGGAGGCCAAGGCAGCUAUCAGAGCCAUGAAGCAGGAAGGGCUGAGCCAAGACAUCUACUUCGUUGAGACGAUAGAAAUGGCGCUAUCCAUCCCGAGUCCUCCCACUGUUGCUGUCAGCGCGGUGCCGGACCUUGCCCCUAAAACUGCCCCCGAGCAAGCCGCCCGCGAUAUGACCACGGCCUUGAUACAGAGGAGCCAAGAGAGCCCCUCUCCUCCGCUCUUUUUGGAAAUGUGUUAUGACCCAACGCCUAUGACCUGGCUGGCCACCGCAGCGAAGAGCUCGGGCUGGCGUAUCAUCGAUGGCUUAGAUGUCAUGGAGCACCAGGCUAUUGAGCAGGCUGCACUAUGGACAGGAAAGCAUAUUCAGGAUCUACCAUCAAGCGUCGCAAAUGCCGAAAUGCGCCUAGCCCUUCGCUAG
Penicillium olsonii is the source of this 969-nucleotide messenger RNA. NCBI's taxonomy places the organism in Eukaryota, Fungi, Ascomycota, Eurotiomycetes, Eurotiales, Aspergillaceae. The record is from the annotation of a GenBank genome assembly.